This is a messenger RNA of Aspergillus aculeatus ATCC 16872, 1422 nucleotides long. RefSeq names its product VOC family protein. Gene Ontology annotation, molecular function: oxidoreductase activity. The record is from RefSeq and is a predicted model, not a curated record. The transcript has 2 exons. Lineage: Eukaryota; Fungi; Ascomycota; Eurotiomycetes; Eurotiales; Aspergillaceae. The coding region runs from base 1 to 1422 and encodes 473 amino acids.
AUGGAAUGGAGCCAGGAUUCCCUCCGGGCCAGCUUCUGCCACGCGCUCUCUGAGAUGUACAAAACAGAGGUUCCUCUCUACGGCGAUCUAGUCGAUCUCGUUUACCAAGCCGAUACAGAAACUGUCACCGCACAGGCCAAGCGCUCAAGUAAUGAUCUCACCGACGCGGACGAGAUCCUCCCCGCACGCCACCGUGUCGAACGCCAUGGCGCCAUCCGACUGGGCACUGCUCAAGAACUCACCACCAUCCGCCGCCUGUUUGCCAUCAUGGACAUGCAUCCAGUCGGCUACUACGACCUCACGCUCGCCGGCUUCCCCAUGCACGCCACGGCCUUCCGACCUACCAGCCCAGAAGCCCUAUCCAGACACCCUUUCCGCGUCUUCACCACCGUCCUCCGCAUGGAUCUUCUCACCCCACGCACACGUCUCCUCGCCGAACGCGCCCUCUCCCAGCGAUCCAUCUUCACAGACCGACUUCAGACCCUCAUGGAGCUCGCAGAGAGCCGACAACAGCCGAACCCAUUCACCCCUGAAGCUGGUCAAGAGCUCAUAGCCGAAGCCCUCAAGACCUUCCGUUGGCACUCCCACGCCACCGUCACACUGGACGAGUACCAGACCCUCAAAGCCGAACAUCCCCUCAUUGCGGAUAUUGUCUCCUUUCCCAGUUGCCACAUUAACCACCUAACGCCGCGGACGCUCGAUAUUGAUGCCGUGCAGUCCAGAAUGUGGGGGGCGGGUAUGCCGGCCAAGGAGCGCAUCGAGGGGCCCCCAAGACGAAAAUGUCCAAUCCUGCUACGACAGACGAGCUUCAAGGCCCGCGAGGAGACAGUCUUCUUCCGGACCGGACAUGGAGAUUAUGUGAAGGGCUCGCAUACCGCGCGAUUUGGGGAAGUCGAGCAGCGGGGAUUUGCGCUCACGCGCAAAGGGAGAAAACUGUAUGAUGAUAUCCUGGCGGCAGUGAAUACUGAGGUUGCGGCCAAGGAAAUCGGAGCCGGAGAUGCGCAAUACGAAAGCAUUCUUGAAAGACAUUUUCAAGGGUUUCCGGACGAGUUGGGUGAAUUGUGGGCGCAGAAGUUGGCGUUUUUCUACUAUCAUGUCACUGCGAAGGGGAGUGAGGGCUUGAGCGGGUUGAGGUUGGGAACCGCGAGCGUAUCCCAGCUUCUGCGAGAAGGAGUACUGGAGUAUGAGCCCAUCACGUAUGAGGACUUCCUGCCGCUCUCUGCGGGGGGCAUCUUCAACUCCAACCUGGGGAACACGACCCAGUCAAAACGGUUGAUUAUGGAGGCCGAGCCGGAUCUGGAUGGGUUUCACCGGAUGCUGGGAGUCCCAACGACGGAUGAAUUCAGCUUGUAUGCGCGGAUGCAAAGUGAUAGUCUGGAUCAGUGUCGGGUGCAACUGGGACUAGAAGAGAUUACGGAGUGA